Messenger RNA from Rubroshorea leprosula, 2052 nucleotides. The record is from the annotation of a GenBank genome assembly. NCBI's taxonomy places the organism in Eukaryota, Viridiplantae, Streptophyta, Magnoliopsida, Malvales, Dipterocarpaceae.
GGUAGAUUGCCAUUGCACGCGGAUCCUGAUCUAAAUAAUGCUUACAGCUGUUCGUUACCUCUUAAUCGACGGCUCAGAUUCACUCAUUCAAAACAUUCGGAGAACCGGAAGAAGCACAUAAAAUCUAUAGCACCCUUCUUGUUUCUUAUAGUAGCGGAAGGUCUUAAUGGCAUCAUAUCGUCGGCUGUCGCGAAAAAUCUAUUCGAAGGAGUCCCAAUGGGAGAAGGGAGUAUGAAUAUCUCUCAUUUACAAUUCGCGGAUGACACACUGUUAUUAGGGGUAGCAACAGAAGAAAAUAUAUGGACCUCAAAAUGCAUCAUGAGGGCUUUUGAGCUCGUCUCCGGCCUAAAAGUAAAUUAUGGCAAAAGCUCUCUUAUUGGAAUCAAUGUCGACAACCUAUGGGAAAAGGAAAUGACAUGGCUAUUAAACUGCAAAUCAGGGUCCUUGCCGUGUAAGUACCUGGGUAUACCUUUGGGUGCAGAUCCGAGAAGGAUAGAUACAUGGAAGCCACUGAUCGACUCUUUUAAAAGAAAAUUAUCAACAUGGAAGGGGCGCUAUCUAUCUCUGGGAGGCAGAAUUACACUCAUAAACUCUGUGCUAUCUAGUCUACCAGUGUUCCUAAUGUCUUUUUAUCUCAUCCCAAAGACCGUCAUAAGGGAGUUAGACAAAAUAAGGAGGAGAUUUUUAUGGGGGGGUGCUGAGGAGAGGAAUAAAGUUGCAUGGGUUGCAUGGGAGAAUAUAUGUCUUAACAAGCUUGAAGGGGGAUUGGGUAUAAAAAAUAUGUCAUGUUUCAACAAGUCAUUAAUAGGAAAAUGGUGGGGAAGACUGCUUAUGGAAAAGGGGGGCCUGUGGAAGAGAGUCUUAGCUGAAAAAUAUGGGAUCAAGGAAGGGAAUUCGCUUACGUGCUUGAAGGAAGGCAGAUCCCAAGGCUCUAAAUGGUGGAGGGAUGUGCGUAAAAUAGAUCAAGCGGAGGGUGCAAAAAAUAAUUGGGUGAGCUCAGGUUUUGUAGCAAAAUUGGGGGAUGGUGGAUCUUUGAAGUUUUGGUCGGAUGAAUGGGUAGGAGGGAGUGCUCUCUCUAACAAAUUCCCCCGCUUGUUUUUAUUAUCCACGGGCCAAAACGCAAAGGUUAAAGAAAUGGGAACCUGGAGGAACGGUAGCUGGCACUGGAAACUACCAUGGAAGUGUCAACUUCGUUCAUGGGAGGAGGACCUUCAAAAGGAGCUAUUAGAGAUAAUCAAUUCGGCUCACCCAAUUCAGAACAAAGAAGAUCGAUGGAGAUGGCAUCUCGAAAACUCAGGAACCUAUACAACCAAGACUGCAUAUUCCCAACUCUCAAAAGGUGGCCCAAGGCCUGAUGGAGACUUCAAGAGGAUAUGGAAAGCCCCCAUUCCAUCCAAAGUAAGUGCUUUUUGUUGGCAAUUACUUCACAAGAAACUCCCCACAAAAGAUAAUCUUGCAGUUCGGGGAAUUUUAACUGACCCAUCUAGCUUAAAUUGCUGUUGGUGUGAUGCAUGUCCCGAAUCCCCUGACCACAUGUUUUUUCAUUGUAAUUUGGCUUAUUCUUUGUGGAUGGAAUGCUAUAAGUGGUGGGGAGUGCAUUAUGUCAUGAGUAAUUCUUGUAGGAUGGCCUUAGAUCAACACAUAUGGACUGGGGGCAAAAAAUUAAUAAAUAGAGGGUGGAACAUCAUUUGGUUUGCAGUGGUUUGGACUCUAUGGCUGGGAAGGAACGACUUGAUUUUUAACAAAAAGGAGGCAAAGGUUGACCGCUUCUUUGAGCUAGUUCAAUCUCAAUCUUUCUUUUGGGCUAAAAACAUAGCUGGUAUGGAUGGAUUUUCUCUGUCAGCUUGGGUCGAGAACCCAACAAAUUGCUUAAAGAUCAAAGUUAUUUAGGAAGACAGUGAUUGAACUAGAAUUAUUUUGGUUUUUACUCUGUUUUGCUCUGUUUCAGCAGCUGGUAGGAUAAAUUUUUGUAACCUGCUGUUCUGCUGUCCGUGUAAGUAAUGGGAUGGAAUACCCCUAGUAUUCCAAUAUCAAUAUACCAUUUGCUUUUCA